CUCCUCUCCUCCACAUUCAUCGGACUCAUCUCCGACUCUCCUCCUCCCUCCAUGCCAACCCCAAAUCCCUUCCCUCUUUCCCAAAAUGCCCUCUCCCUUUCUCUAUAAUCCCACCUCUGCCCCUCCUCCCAACCCCGCCGAGUCCUCCUCCUCCUCUUCCUCCGAACCCCCAAACGACGCCGUUCCCGCCUCCUCUUCUCGCUGCUCGGAGAUGUGGCACUACCUCUGGAUCCCCUUCCUGAUUUCUCUCUCCAAGGAGCUCACCGCCGCCAAGGCCCAGUCCGCUCCGCCGAUCCUGCUCCCGAGUCAACUCGACACCUCCGACUCGUCCCCGCAGAGGUGCUCGGCGCCGGACCCCAAGCUCAACUACCGCCCGGUCAUCGGAAUCCUCAGCCACCCCGGCGACGGCGCCUCCGGUCGGCUCAGUAAUGUUACCGGUACUUCGUACAUCGCCGCCUCCUACGUCAAGUUCGUUGAGUCCGCCGGCGCUCGUGUUAUUCCGCUCAUCUAUACCGAGCCGUCUGAUGUUCUCUUUCAGAAGCUUAAUCUGGUCAAUGGCGUACUUUUCACUGGAGGUUGGGCUAAAAAGGGUCGGUACUAUGAAGUUGCCGAGAAGAUUUUUAAGUUUAUUUUAGAAAAGAAUGAUGCUGGUGACCAUUUUCCAUUAUAUGCCAUCUGCUUGGGAUUUGAACUUCUAACAAUGAUUAUCAGCAAGAACACGAAAAUUCUGGAGUCAUUCAGUGCUGCAGAUAUGGCAUCAACUUUACAAUUUACUGAGAAUACAAAUAUUGAGGGAACUGUGUUUCAAAGAUUUCCACCUGAUUUGCUUAGGAAGUUGAGUACAGAUUGUAUUGUCAUGCAAAACCACCAUUAUGGUAUCUCACCAGAGAGGUUGCUAGAGAACAAAGAUUUGUCAAGUUUCUUUAAGAUCUUGACAACCAGUACUGACGAAGAUGAUAAGGUCUAUGUCUCCACAGUACAUGCAUACCAUUAUCCAGUGACUGCCUUCCAAUGGCAUCCGGAGAAAAAUGCUUUUGAAUGGGGGGUACCAACGAUUCCGCACUCAGAAGAUGCAGUUCAAGUGACCCAGCACAUCGCAAACUUUUUGGUCAGCGAGGCAAGGAAGUCAUUAAAUAGGCCACCCAUUCAGGAUGUUCUUGACAAUCUCAUCUACAAUUACAGUCCAACAUUUUGUGGGAAGGCAGGGAAGGGAUACGAUGAAGUGUACCUCUUUCAACCACCUUCACUCGCACAUUUGUAAAUCAAAUCGUAGAUGGAAAUAUGUAAUAAUGUACAAUAAAAUGAAGAAAAAAAAACAUGUAAUUUGCGCUCCAAACAUUUGUGUAUUUAUAAGGCAGUAAAACCUCUCAUUCAUCGAAAACGAUUACACUCGGAACAUAACUGCACUUUAAUUCAAUGGGGUUCGGUGACUA
Messenger RNA from Argentina anserina (silverweed cinquefoil), 1433 nucleotides. RefSeq names its product gamma-glutamyl hydrolase 2-like. Lineage: Eukaryota; Viridiplantae; Streptophyta; Magnoliopsida; Rosales; Rosaceae. Gene Ontology annotation, molecular function: gamma-glutamyl-peptidase activity. Gene Ontology annotation, biological process: tetrahydrofolylpolyglutamate metabolic process. Bases 86 to 1261 code for a protein of 391 amino acids. The record is from RefSeq and is a predicted model, not a curated record. The transcript has 10 exons. Gene Ontology annotation, cellular component: vacuole.